Molecule: messenger RNA, 1192 nt
Organism: Danaus plexippus (monarch butterfly)
Lineage: Eukaryota; Metazoa; Arthropoda; Insecta; Lepidoptera; Nymphalidae
Gene: Agpat1
Product: 1-acyl-sn-glycerol-3-phosphate acyltransferase alpha
Exons: 5
Coding region: 40-867 (275 amino acids)
Biological process (GO): phosphatidic acid biosynthetic process
Cellular component (GO): membrane; endoplasmic reticulum
Molecular function (GO): 1-acylglycerol-3-phosphate O-acyltransferase activity
Source: RefSeq, a predicted model, not a curated record
AUAGUACAUUUUCUUUUUGACUUUUGUCUGUGGUUCGUUAUGGCUUCCUCUUAUUCAUAUCCUGAAUUAUUUUUGGCGGGUUUUAUAUUUACCUUGCCUUUUUUGUAUGAAAAAAGUAAUGUUUUUCGAUAUUACUUAAAGUUUUUCCUGUAUUAUGCUUAUGUAUUGAUAACUUGUACCAUUUUAUUACCAGUAGUUUUAUUAUAUCCUCGCGACGUUACGAACCUAAUAGUAGCUUCCCGUUUUUGUCGCUAUGCAUCCCACAUUGUUGGUAUCGAAUGGGAAUUACGGGGUUUGGAGCAUUGGGAUAAUGAACAAUGUUGUAUCGUAAUAUCUAAUCAUCAGAGUUCUUUGGAUAUUCUUGGUAUGUUCGAAAUGUGGCCCCGAAUGAAACGUUGCACAGUUGUCGCUAAAAGACCUUUGAUGUUUGCUGGAGCUUUUGGAUUUGGUGCUUGGUUAUCGGGAUUAGUGUUUAUUGAUAGACUUAAAACUGAAAAAGCUCGCCAGUUAAUGAAAGAAGCCACUGCAAGAGUCAUUGAUGAAAAGACGAAAUUGUGGAUAUUUCCUGAAGGCGCUCGUUUCAAUAAUGGAAUUAUACAACCAUUUAAGAAAGGAGCAUUCUAUUUGGCUAUAGAUGCCCAAAUCCCAAUUAUGCCUGUUGUUUUUAGUCAGUAUUACUUUCUGGAUAAUGAAUCAAAGACAUUUGAGCCAGGGAAAGUGGUAAUCACAACUUUGCCACCUAUACCCACAAAAGGAUUAACCAGGAAUGAUUUAGAGAACCUCUCUGAUAUGGCCCGCCAUCAAAUGAUAGAAGUUUUUAAUGAGAGUUCAAAGGAUCUGGUCAAGCAGAAGAAGAUUGCGAUUUAAAAUCAUUGACCUUGGACAGUAUGAUUUGCUUCACAUGUUAACAACAUCAUCACAUUUGUUACCUACCUAGUGACUUCUGCCAAAGAUAUUAGUUACCAUUAUAAUUAAGUGUACAUGUGCUUUAAAUAAAUUGAGCCUAUUAAUUUCUAGUCAUUAUAUAUUUGUUAUAUUUGUGUUAUGAAUUCAAAUACGCGACUAUUCAAUCAUUUUAUUGCUAGUCAAGUAGAUUGAUUAUAAUGUUUUCCUCUAUUUCUUAAAUAAUAUUAUUCCUUAGAUAUUUAAGAAAUACUCCAUACAAUUUUAAAAAUAAAGGCAUUAUGAAUAA